This is a messenger RNA of Canariomyces notabilis, 630 nucleotides long. RefSeq names its product UBC-like protein. The transcript is spliced from 3 exons. Bases 4 to 474 code for a protein of 156 amino acids. The record is from RefSeq and is a predicted model, not a curated record. Lineage: Eukaryota; Fungi; Ascomycota; Sordariomycetes; Sordariales; Chaetomiaceae. Gene Ontology annotation, cellular component: nucleus. Gene Ontology annotation, biological process: protein polyubiquitination. Gene Ontology annotation, molecular function: ubiquitin conjugating enzyme activity.
AACAUGGGAUUCUGGAAGGUUGUCAUGGAGGGCCCCGAAGGAUCGCCAUACGAAGCAGGUGUGUUUCUGCUUUACCUGGAUAUCGGUCUCGACUUUCCAAGGGUUCCCCCAGCCGUUCGAUUCAUCACACCAAUCUUGCAUCCGAAUAUCUCCAAGCACGGCCGAAUCUGCCACCCUAUCUUCGAUCGCGAGUGGACCGGCUCACGGCGCAUCUAUGAGAUCUUGAUGCACAUUUAUGGGCUGCUUAUGACCCUUGAAUCUCGAGACACCAUCGACCCGAUCGCAGCCCUCAAGUUCUACACAGACCCUGAAGAAAGCCAGCUCCAAGUGCGCCGCUACAUCGACCGAUUCGCUACGAAGACGAGGGCGGAGCAUCGCGAGGCUAUUACUGCUAAUCACGAUGACACAACAAGAUCGGCGUUGUCAACGAUUACGAGCGUGUCGUCGUCAACGGUCACGUUUCGCACCCCUUAAUGGUCGCCAGCUCCUAGCAGCACCAUUUUCGAUCAGCGCGUCGCUGCUCGAUCGACGCCGGGCGUCAGGCCCCCGCCGCUGAUUGGGAUGUUAUCGCGUCCGCCUACUAGUAGCAGCAUGCCGGACGGGAGUCCGAGUAGCGAGACGGACACUGGC